AUGGCACCAAGAAGUGUAGUUCUUUAUCUUAAAUUAUUUGCUGCCAGUUGUUGUCAAAUGGGAAUUCAAUUCUCCUAUUCUGCAAUUUUUGGAUUGAGUGGACCAUUAUUUGGAACUCAAUUUCAAAUGAGUGGUACAGGAGUGAAUAUUAUAUUUAUGGUUAUUGGUCCAAUGAUUGGAUUUUUCGUUCAACCUAUUUUUGGUGCUAUUGGAGAUAAAUGUACAUUUAAAUUCGGAAGAAGAAGAAUUUUCUUAGUUGUUGGUGCAAUUAUUGAUGUACUUGGAUUAUGUGUUAUUGCUGCAUCAACCUUUAUAGAUCAAGGUAUGAAUGAUGGUUCAGAAGAAACAACAUUUAGUGAUCAUUUAGUUGGUACAUUCUUAGCAUUAUUUGGAUUAUUUGUAGCUUUCUUUGGUGUAAAUAUUAUGCAAGCACCAUCUCGUGCUAUUGUCAGUGAUAUUUUUGAUGCAGAAAAUCAACAAGAUGCUAAUCUUAUGAUUAAUGCAUGUUCUGGAUUUGCUUCAAUUGCUUGUUAUGGUAUUUCUGCUGGAACAGUUGGAUCAUCAAGCACAUUCCUUAUUAUGUUUGCAUUAUGUGCUGUUGUUGUACUUAUUUCCACAAUUCCAACAGUUCUUUUCUCUAAAGAAGAACGAUAUAUUCCUGAAGAAGGAAAGAAACUUAAUAUUUUUGCACCAUUUAUUGAUUUAUUCCAUGCUAUUAAAAUGAUUAGAUUAGAUAUUGUUUUUAUUUUAUUAGCACUUAUGUUUGGUUGGUUUGCUUUCCAACCAUUUAAUACAAACUUUACUAAUUAUAUGUCUAAAUCUGUUUAUCCAAAUGGUCCAAAUGAUGAUGGUCUUAGAAUGGGUCUUAUUAUUUUGUGUGUUUUUGCUAUAUUCCAAUGUUUGUCAGUAUUUAUAUUCCCUGUUAUUUCAAGCACUAUCGGAGAAGUUACUACAUUCCUUCUUUUCCAAGUCCUUGCUGGUAUUUCUUAUAGCAUGUUAUGUGCUCUCUAUUACACCUUCCCAUCUAAUUACCAAGAUGAUAACUCAAAACCUCAAUUUAUUUCCUCAUUAACACUUGGAUUUUUAUCAGCAAUCUUCCCUGCUAUGGCAUUUGUACAAACUAAUUCUCUUCCUUAUUCUAUGCUCAAAAAGGUUGUUCCAGAAGAUAGGUUUGGUGCUUUCAUUGGUUUAGCUAAUUGCGCUGUAGUUUUUGCUCAAUUCCUUUCAUCCGGUAUUAGUGCUCUUCUUCAAUUAGCUUGGGAUGAUUAUCUUCUUCCAAUUAUUGUCUCAGCUGUAUCAAGUUUCCUUGCUGCUGGUAUCUCAGUAGUUUUGUACUGUGUUAAGACAAGUGAGGAAAGAGAUGUACUUCUUAAACAAGCUAAUUAA
Molecule: messenger RNA, 1386 nt
Organism: Entamoeba dispar SAW760
Lineage: Eukaryota; Evosea; Mastigamoebida; Endamoebidae
Product: sucrose transport protein, putative
Exons: 1
Coding region: 1-1386 (461 amino acids)
Biological process (GO): transmembrane transport
Cellular component (GO): membrane
Molecular function (GO): sucrose:proton symporter activity
Source: RefSeq, a predicted model, not a curated record